CAUAUGGGGAAAUAAACACACAGCCUCCUCACACUGUCACACAAAUCAAACGGAACUGUGAGAGUCAUGUCAACUAUUGACUGUAACUGAGUAAAGUCUCCUAUAUCACAACAGAGGAGUCUAGCUGAGCUAUCCUGUACUAUCCUGUACGCCAGAAGUGUGUGGACAAUAUCUACAGUAUGAUGCUGAUUAUCUAAGGAUCAGAGAAUAUAUAUUGGACAUGGAUUGGACCUUGUGGAUUUCCAUUCUUGCCCUCCUGAUCACCUCGGACUAUGUGUCAGGUAAAGACCUACUGAAGCCAGUCAAUCUGACGGUGGACAUAUGGGACGGGGAGGUGACGUUGCUCUGGGACUCCCCUGAAGGGGCCCCGCCACUGGCUCAGUACCAGGUGCAGAUGGCCAGGUAUGUCAAUAGUAAUUGGACCAACGUGACCAGCUGUGACAGGACCCAGCUGACAUAUUGUGACCUGUCCUACCUUAUCGGUGACUUCUUCAUGGUCUACAAGGUCCGGGUUCGACUGGUCACUGAGAACAGCAUCUCCGCAUGGUCACGGGGGAAGAGGUUCAACCCCAGAGAAAGUAAACUGCAGCAUCCCUCCAGUACACUGUUGGCCACCUCCAGUUCAGUAACAGUCCGUGUUCACAGGAAGCCAUUACUAAAAAAGAUCUUCCCAUUUGGCCUGACUUAUACUAUCUACCUACAGGGAAGAGGGCAGGACAACAAGACCGUUGUCAUUCAAUUGAAGGAUGUAGACAACGAGGAUAAGGCGGAGUUUCGGUUUACGUCUCUUCAUUGGGGACAGGAGUACUGUGUCUGCCUCAAAGUUGCAGGCAACGGAGGACAAUUCACCAGUGAGGUCUCCCCUAAACAGUGCCUCCUGCUGCCAGAGCGAGAGUGGUAUAUCCUUGCUGUGGUGUCCUUCUCCACCCUAAGCGUGAUGGGGGUCCUGGUCAUGCUGGCCCUUUGCUGCUUCCUGAGGCGCCCUGAGAAAAUGCCUGUUGCACUGAAAUCCACAGGCAGUGGCUGGCAGCCUCUCUGUGUGGGAGAUGUCCCAGUGGAGAUCAUCACAGACAAAGGCUGGUUCAUGAGCACCGCCAGAACUGAUGUCAUGGUCUGGUUGGCCGACGAAAGGACUACUCUAGCAGGCAAGGGAGAGCAGGAAGAAGGAGAGGACAGAAGGACGAGUCUGGGCAGUGGGGAUUGCACUAAAUCACACAUUUCUGGGAAUGGAAACGAAAGGAGUCCGGAAAAGCAAGAAGACAGUGGCUGUGGAAGCCUGGGAGCACCAGAGAGUGCCAUCAGCAGCAGGAGUGGAACUGGAGAGCCCCCCCUGCUGGAUAGGAGGAAUAACAUAAACAUCAGCCUGAAAGAGGACAGUGGGGUGGGGCUGGGCUGCCAGUUAGGGUGUGCUGGGAGUCUACAGGGGGACGACUGUGGAAUCUUGCCUGGGAUGGUAAUGGUCACAGGGGAUGGCUACCGGAGCCAGAGUCCCUCUUCGGUGGACUCUCAUUUUACUGAGACAGAGCAGAGUUUUCAACAAAUCUCAUGCGAAACAGUUAUGGCUGAUCCUGUUUUGAGAUACAGGUCAGGUCACAUGGCAUGUGUUUGUUUAGGGGCAAGACAAUGUGUUUGGUGCCAGACAAGAAGACACUGUGAGGGGAGUGUCGGUGGACAGUCUGUAGCCCUGUUUAGUUUGACAGAGGAGCAGCUAAACUGCAGCAGUCUCACAGGAGACAUGUGUGAGAUGGAAUCUCCGUGCUCCAGCUAUAAAACGAACAAUCUCCACAUAGAAACGGUGGUGAACUUGGAGGACUCAGUAACCUUUUCCCACCUGCCUACAUGCAUCGUUGAAUCCUUUCCACUUCUGACGGCUUUAUCAGAGUUGCCCCCGCCGGAGGGAGGACUGAACUGCAGCGUGAACACUAUGCUUCCUUCUCUGGGUGAUUUGGAAGUGACAUUUGGUUGACAUGGUCCACAAACGGAGGACACUGUGUGACACACAGAAGAGUUGGUUUAGCAAUGCAGAUUGUGGGGAGUCAUGCGAUAUGUCUACAAGCCCUUUGUAUGCCAUUUCAAGUAAACAGUCCUUUUCCUAACUGAAAAAAGAAAUCAGCAACCAUAAUUCUAUUUGUAGUUAUUUAAAUAUUUUCGGAGCCUUUUUUGUUACCUUUUGUGAAUAAAUUACCAUGUUUCUUCACUUUAGUUAACUCCGAGGAGUCACUUAAAGCAGUCACUGACAUUGUCAACUGUUGUUGA
Oncorhynchus mykiss (rainbow trout) is the source of this 2256-nucleotide messenger RNA. RefSeq lists its product as uncharacterized. Gene Ontology annotation, molecular function: cytokine receptor activity; protein binding. Gene Ontology annotation, cellular component: plasma membrane. Gene Ontology annotation, biological process: cytokine-mediated signaling pathway. The record is from RefSeq and is a predicted model, not a curated record. Lineage: Eukaryota; Metazoa; Chordata; Actinopteri; Salmoniformes; Salmonidae.